UUCUAUACAUUUUCUUUAAUUACUACAUACUUUUCUUUCAAUUUUUUUUGGAAAAUAUGGACACAAAUUCGACGUGGAGUCACCAUCAAAACAAGUUGUUUGAGAAUGCAUUGGCCAUUUACGACACUGACACUCCAAACAGGUGGCGUAAAUUGGCCAAUGCAGUUGGUGGAAAAACAGAAGAAGAAGUGAAAAAUCACUAUGAAAAACUUGUUGAAGAUAUUAAGCAUAUUGAGUCUGGAAAUGUUCCUUUGCCUAAUUAUAAUGGUGGUCGUAACAAUAAAGGCUACAAUUUCAUGGAUGAAGAACAAAGGUUGAAAUAUCUGAAGCUCCAAUGAAAGGAAGAAAUUGAGCAAUGGAACUCAAAUGUAGUCAACAAAUAAUUAUGUCUUUCUUUUAAAGCGACAUUUUAUAUUCUGCUUUUCAUUGGAUAAAUUUCCUUUGAGAGCAACAAUUAAUACAUGCAUGAAGUUAACAGUGGAGGAUCUAGAGUAUGAUGUGCGAAUUUAUGGGAAUUUUAUAGCUUUUGCUCAGAUUUUAUAUAUGUAAUAAAAAUUCACUAAAUAUCUAUAAAUAUUUGACUAUGAAUCUAG
Molecule: messenger RNA, 593 nt
Organism: Solanum dulcamara
Lineage: Eukaryota; Viridiplantae; Streptophyta; Magnoliopsida; Solanales; Solanaceae
Product: protein RADIALIS-like 3
Exons: 2
Coding region: 57-338 (93 amino acids)
Molecular function (GO): DNA-binding transcription factor activity
Source: RefSeq, a predicted model, not a curated record